AUGGACUCGUUAAAAUCAGGAUUGAAAAGCGCAGGAAAGUUUGGUUACCAAGGGACAAAAUCUCUUGCUCAUUCUGCAAAGAAGGCAUCCCAUAAGAAGCAUGACAAUAAAAGGGAUAGUGCAGAAUUUGAACGUAGAUAUGAACAUAGUCAUCCACAUCAAUCACUGUCUCCUACUUCAUCGACUUUGCCCAAUGCUGCGUCAUUUCCUCCACCCCCUUUGCAAAGGGAACAAAUGGACUCUCGGCAUUAUACUAAUACAACAAUGAAUCCACAGGCACAGAAUUAUUAUUCGAGGAGUACUAAUAUACCUCAAAUGGGAACGUCUCCACAAUCUGUGUCUCCGUCUCAAUAUUCACAAAAUAUGUACGUUAAUGAUAAUCAACAACAACUGACUAAUGGUAAUACCAAUUUUCAACCACAAGGGCAAACAUUAGGUCACCAGUAUCCAACUACAACCCCCCAACCACCCCCACAGCCAAACCGACAAUACAUUAACCAAUCUGUCUAUCCACCGCAGUCUCUUGGGCCAUCACCCCAACAACAAUAUGCACCAAAUAAUCAAUAUAUUCAACCUUAUCAACAGUCAAAUACUCAACAAUCACCUCUGCCGAUACAAAAUGGAUACACGUACAAUACACCUGUGUUAAGUAACCAGGCAAAUCCAUCACCACAAGUGUUUCAGCAACCAAUACAGCAGCAACCAAUGCAGCAACAACCAAUGCAGCAACAACCAAUGCAACAACAACCAAUGCAGCAACAACCAAUGCAGCAACAACCAAUGCAACAACAACCUCCACAGCCGUUGAAUUCGGAUGUGAAUCAACAAUUUCCUAAUAUACCACAAGCUACGCCUAAUUAUCCUCACGAAUUAACAUCGCCUCUAACGCAACAGAAUUAUCAGCCUUCUCCGAUCAAUAUCUCUAAUUUACCACCUCCACCGGUACAUAAAGAAAGGGCUUCGAAAAUAAGUACUACACAACAAUCACUGGAUUCAAUCCCACCAUCAACAAUAAAUGAUAAUACUGAAAGCAUAGAACCUACUUUAAAGGACCCAGUGCAUCUUACACCUCAAGUUAAUAGUAACGGCAUUACUAAUGACAAUGUAAAUAAUAUUCCAGUACAAGCUGCACAACCACUCCCAACCAAUACUUCUCCAUACACGGUUAGUUCUAGUGGUGCCAAUACAACAAACCUUUACCAAGAGCCAACAUCUAAUCCGAUUUCAAAUAAUAAUAGUGUAAAUUCAUAUUAUCAAGGUACAAGACCAAAUCCAAUUAUGAGAAAUAGUGCUAUGAAUGGUGAUUAUACAGUAACUCAGUCUAAUAGUAAUAGUUCAAACAGUUAUUAUCAAGGUACCAUGCCAACUCUUUCUACUCCACCUAAUCCAAUGGCAGCUCAAGAAAACAUCCGGAAUAAUACUAUUACUAAUAAUGGUACGUAUGAUACUAGCAAUGAGACUAGUUAUAUAAAUCAGAGUCAAAUGUCAGAAGUGUCAGAUAUACCACAGCAAUCCCAAAAUACAGAAAAGAUGCAGCCAGGUAUGGGGGUUGGUGAUAUUCUGAAUCAAAUACAAAGCGUUCAUUUAAAGAAAACCACACCACCUGCUAAUUUUGCUACCAAUGAAAAAAAGUCUAAUAAUACAAAAAAACAUAUACCUCCAAAAAUUCCUUUGAAAAAGACAUAUUUAAGAUCUUCAAAUGACAAUAGUAAGAGUCCACCACAAAUUCCCAAGAAAAAACCAGUUUUAAAUAAGAUUAAUGUUCAUAAUACAGAUUGA
Naumovozyma dairenensis CBS 421 is the source of this 1779-nucleotide messenger RNA. RefSeq lists its product as uncharacterized. Gene Ontology annotation, biological process: barbed-end actin filament capping. Bases 1 to 1779 code for a protein of 592 amino acids. The record is from RefSeq and is a predicted model, not a curated record. The transcript has a single exon. Gene Ontology annotation, cellular component: actin cortical patch. NCBI's taxonomy places the organism in Eukaryota, Fungi, Ascomycota, Saccharomycetes, Saccharomycetales, Saccharomycetaceae.